AUGGCCACUUCCUCUACUGACACCAGAGCUGCCAAGCUGCGGAAGCUGAACGACUUCAGACGAGAGUUGCCAUACAUCAGCCAGAAUGGUUUGGCAACUUUGCUCCAGAAGGUCCACAAGGAAGGACUGCCAGAGAUCAGGCAGGCAAAGGCCAUGAAAGAGGCCACCAGGUCCAUCCUGUCCAGCAUGAACACGUAUGGUGACUUGCUGCUCCAUGAGCCCAUGGCAACCAUCACAGGCGACGAGCAGAACAUUUGGCUCACGAACUGCAUGAGCCUGCUUGCUGGACUCUAUAAGCAGGGAGGCAACUGGGUUCUGCCAGGCAACCAACUAGGCCACAGACUGGAAAGAAAAACAUGGGCUAUAUACGCCAGUUUCCACACCAAGCUCCAGCACGAGGACACAUGGUUCCUGCUUUCCAUUGCCAGAAGCAGCGAAGUCGCCAGCCUGGAGGCUGGCAUUAGCCAGGUAUUUUCCAAGCUACUGAGAUCCAUCUUUUGCAACAAGAUUGCAGAUCCCAGACUCGGCUUGUGUCUGCCACACGCCACGGACUCCACGCAAGACAUCCGACUGUUCUUCACCAUGGGCGGGUGGAUCCAGGAUGGCCUGGCCAUGAAGCAGACUUUCUCCACAAAAGGAGAUUCCGGAACCAAAUUUUGCAUUUUAUGCAACAACAUAAGGAGCAUGGCCAUCCACACCGAAGCCACUCUGGAAGAAGAAGAAGACAUUCCAGGUUCCAAUGUCACCCACUUGAGCGAGUGUGAGUUGGCCACAGACCAGGAAGUCUUGACAGCCUUCCAGACCUGCCAGAGGCUGUCGAGGACAAUGCCCAAGGACCAGUUCGCCAUGUACCAACAAGCAGCUGGCAUCACCCACAACCAGCACUCCAUGCUGCUGGACCAGGCAUUGUUGGACCAGAACAUCUUGCGCCCAGUUUCUGGCUACAUCCAUGAUUGGAUGCACACCAUGGCAUCCCAAGGUGUCAUGCAGAAGUCCAUUUGGUUGCUGCUUUCCACAACCAAUGCAUGGGACCACAUGGAAAGCUUUCUCCAACUCUGGACCAUGCCAGCCGCAUUGGCCAAGGCUGGCAAGCUCCAUGACCUCUUCACUCCCAAGAGAACCAAGUUCUACAGGGAGAACCAGAGGUUCAAAUGCACAGCCAGUGAGUGCUUGGGCCUCACCACGCUGCUCCAGUACAUGGUCCAGCGCCUUUGGCUGCCAGCAGGGAUCCAGGUGGACCAGCGCCACAGCUUUCUGGCCAUGGCCCAGGUCCAGGAGAUGCUCCAAGCCACCCACAUGAGCACAGUGUCUCCAGCCCAGCACCAGGUCCAAGAUGCCCUCACCAUCUUCAAGCGUGCUGGGAACGAGGCCGCCAUGGUGAGGAAGCACCACUGGAUGCUCCAUCUGAGCACUCAGCUGGAGGCCAUGGGGUUCCUUCCCAACUGCUGGCCACUGGAAAGAAAGCACAAAGUCGUGACCAUGUACGCCACCAACAUGAUGAAGAUACCAGUCUUCAGCCAGAGCCUGCUCGAAGAAGUCUUGGCCCAUGACAUCCAUGCUGUGCAGACAUCGGACAGCUUCGAGGAAUCUGCCCACCUGGUCCAGAAGCGACACCCAAGUGCCCAGCUCCACAAGUACCUCUGCGAGUCUGUUUUCAAGGCAGCCAUCGCCAAGGACCAUAUCUGGACAGCUGCCGCUGCCAUGCUGGAGACAGGGGGCCAGGUGCACCAGAAGGAUUAUGUCUUGAUCCAGCAGGAAAACCAGUGGGGCUGGCAGAUUGCCAAGGUUGAGUGCCAUUUCGAGGCCGCGGAUUUGGUUUGUUCUGUGGUCCGCACUUCUGACCUUGUCGAGUACGAUGCGGCCACCUACUCGACACAGCGUCUUUCCACUUCGUUCUUACUGAAAAGAUCCUGUGUCCAGUUAUCUGGGCUGCAGAGGGCCAGCGAGUGA
This is a messenger RNA of Symbiodinium sp. CCMP2592, 1950 nucleotides long. The record is from the annotation of a GenBank genome assembly. Lineage: Eukaryota; Dinophyceae; Suessiales; Symbiodiniaceae.